Harpia harpyja (harpy eagle) is the source of this 1515-nucleotide messenger RNA. It is a transcript of the gene NUP35, whose product is annotated as nucleoporin 35. Lineage: Eukaryota; Metazoa; Chordata; Aves; Accipitriformes; Accipitridae. Gene Ontology annotation, biological process: nuclear pore organization; regulation of DNA-templated transcription; NLS-bearing protein import into nucleus. Gene Ontology annotation, cellular component: nuclear pore central transport channel; nuclear pore nuclear basket; nuclear membrane. Gene Ontology annotation, molecular function: single-stranded DNA binding; phospholipid binding; structural constituent of nuclear pore. The transcript has 9 exons. The coding region runs from base 159 to 1121 and encodes 320 amino acids. The record is from RefSeq and is a predicted model, not a curated record.
GGGACGUCACCCUCCCAUCCCGGCCAGGGCCCCUUACAAGAUGGCGGGAGGGCGAGUCGGAAGUGACGGCGUGAGGAAGUUCCGUCCCGUUUGAAAGCGCCCGGCGGAGCUGCUGGUGGCCUUUUCCCGCCGCCCGGGCCGACGUGCCUGCCUUCGCCAUGGAGCCGCAGCCCGCAGGAGCGGAGCCAAUGACUCUUGGCUCCCCGACAUCUCCAAAACCAGGAGCUAGUGCUCAGUUUCUUCCUGGAUUCUUGAUGGGCGAUUUACCUGCGCCAGUGACUCCGCAACCACGUGCUUUAAGCGGCCCUUCAGUUGGUGUAAUGGAAAUGAGGUCUCCACUACUUGCAGGAUCUCCCCCACAACCAGUAGUCCCUACCCAUAAAGAUAAAAGCGGUGCCCCACCAGUUAGGAGCAUAUAUGAUGAAUUAUCUAGUCCAGGACUUGGAUCAACACCUCUAACCUCAAGACGACCAGCCAGCUUUUCUCUAACACAGAGCCCAUUGGUUGGAACUAUGCCAUCAACUCCUGGAACAGCUUCGAGUAUGUUCAGUCCUGCAAGUAUUGGGCAGCCUAGGAAGACUACUCUAUCUCCUGCUCAGCUAGAUCCUUUUUAUACUCAGGGUGAUUCCCUGACUUCAGAAGAUCAACUUGAUGACACAUGGGUAACUGUAUUUGGAUUUCCUCAAGCAUCAGCUUCAUAUAUUCUUCUACAGUUUGCUCAGUAUGGAAACAUAUUAAAACAUGUGAUGUCCAACACAGGAAACUGGAUGCAUAUUCGAUACCAGUCUAAGCUUCAGGCCCGGAAAGCCUUAAGCAAAGAUGGAAGAAUUUUUGGUGAAUCUAUCAUGAUUGGUGUCAAGCCAUGUAUAGAUAAAAGUGUGAUGGAAAACUUUGAAAGGAGCUCUACAUCCUCAAUUUCUUCAGUUUUCACUCCACCUACAAAAGCUGUCAGCACACCAGUACAACCUGCAAAUAAUACUACAAGGAUUUCUACAAUGAGACCUCUUGCAACAGCAUAUAAAGCUUCCACUAGUGACUAUCAGGUGGUUUCUGACAGACAAACUCCCAGGAAAGACGAAAGUAUUGUAUCUAAAGCAAUGGAAUAUGUGUUCGGCUGGUAAUACACAAGAAGAAGUAACACACUAAGUUGGUCAGGGUUUGAAAUAUGCUACUGGCAUCCGUGGUUAGUUGUAUAACUACUGGUGGCAGUAUUUUAACUUACAUCUCACCUGUUAUGCCUUCAGUUAAUUCAGCAGACAUGUAGCUUGCACUUUAAAUGAUGGCAAUGUACACACGGUUUUAAAAACUGAGUAAGUGUAAAUAUAAGUGCUUUUUUUCCCAUUUGUGCUCUGAUUGCAUGAUUGUAGAAAAAAUAUCAGCACUGACUUUUCUUCUGUAAUUACUUUCUGUGAAUUACUUCCCAGUAAGUUGGAAAUGUUUAAAAUGGCAGCUUUAUUUACUGAUGCCUUUAGUUUUAUUGUUGGGGUUUUUUUUCUGGAAAGAUGAUGGGCUACU